ACUAUUCCAAAUGUGCCGCGGCCCCUUUAAAAAAGAGCCGAGCAGGAUUUUUCCCCCCUAUCCCGAUGUCUAUAUUAGGUGGCGCAGAACUGCCCGUCGCUCCUGUCAUCGAGGCCCCUGGCCCAAUGGCAGGCUGAAUCCCCCCUCCUGCUCCGGCCUGCUCCGCCUCUUCUGCCCCUGGCGCCCCGCGCUACCUGCCGCCGCGCCACAUCCCGGGCAGAGAGGCGGGUGCGCGGGGCGAGCGGCGGGCACCAUGCGGGGAGGCCGUCCCCGGGGGUGGGCAGCGCCACUCUCUGCCGCCCACCUGGCGCUGUGAGCCCGGCGCCGCCACCAUGUUCCCCAGCCCCGCGCUCACGCCCACGCCCUUCUCGGUCAAAGACAUCCUGAACCUGGAGCAGCAGCGCAGCCUGGCCGCGGGGGACCUGUCGGCGCGCCUCGAGGCCACCCUGGCGCCCGCCUCCUGCAUGCUGGCCGCCUUCAAGCCCGAGGCCUACUCCGGGCCCGAGGCGGCAGCGCCCGGCCUGGCAGAGCUGCGCGCGGAGCUGGGCCCCGCGCCUUCGCCCCCCAAGUGCGCCCCUGCCUUCCCAGCCGCCCCCGCCUUUUACCCGCGCGCCUAUGGCGACCCCGACCCGGCCAAGGACCCUCGAGCGGAUAAGAAAGAGCUGUGCGCGCUGCAGAAGGCAGCGGAGCCGGAGCAGGCCGAGGCGGCGGGCGGCGGCGGCGCGGAGCGGGCCCGGGCCCGGCGGCGGCGGAAGCCCCGGGUGCUGUUCUCGCAGGCCCAGGUGUACGAGCUGGAGCGGCGCUUCAAGCAGCAGCGCUACCUGUCGGCGCCCGAGCGCGACCAGCUGGCCAGCGCGCUCAAGCUCACGUCCACGCAGGUCAAGAUCUGGUUCCAGAACCGGCGCUACAAGUGCAAGCGGCAACGGCAGGACCAGAGCCUGGAGCUGCUGGGGCCCCCGCCGCCCCCGCCGCCGCCGCCCGCCGCGCGCAGGAUCGCCGUGCCCGUGCUGGUGCGCGACGGCAAGCCCUGCCUCGGGGACUCGGCGGCGGCCUACGCGCCCGCGGCCUACGGCGUGGGCCUGGGCGCCUACGGGUACAACGCCUACCCCUACCCCGGCUACGGCGGCCCCGCCUACGGCUGCGCCGCCGCCUACCCCGCGCCGCCCCCCACGGCGCGCAGCCCGCGGCCCCCCCCCGCCGGCGGCGGCGGCUUCGUGAACUUCGGCGGCGGGGGCGGGGGCGGCGGCGUCGGGGGGGACUUGAACCCCGCCGCCGCCGCCGCAGCCGCCGCCGCCGCCGCCGCCGUGCAGAGCCCCGGGAUGCCUCAGGGCAGUCCGGGCGUGUCCGCGCUGCACGGCAUCCGGGCCUGGUAGGGAGACGGGGGCUCCCCCACCCCCCCACCCCAUCCGGGGCGCCCCGGACUGACCCCCCUUUCAAGGAGCGGGGCGAUGGCUCCGGGGACGGGAGGACCCCGCUGGGACCCCCCACCCCCACCCCAUCCGGGGCGCCCCGGACCGACUCCCCCCUUUCAAGGAGCGGGGCGAUGGCUCCGGGGACCGGGAGGACUCCCGCCGGGGCCUGUCCCCUCGGGUGUCGCACGCGCAUGCCCGCGGGGACCUCCUCCCCUCCGUCCCGGCCCAGACAGUGCCCCCCGGUGGCACGGGCACCCCCGAGGACUCCACGCUGGGUCCCCCGAGGCCGGACACGCGGACCUGAGACCCCGGAGCCUGGGCCGGGUGCCCGGGCCCCGGCCGCCUCGCCGCCUCCCCGCCCCCACCCCACCCCCGUAUUUAUGUUUUUACCUGUCGCUGUAAGAGCCGAGGAGCAGCUUCCCAUUAAAGUGAGUGC
This is a messenger RNA of Meriones unguiculatus (Mongolian gerbil), 1848 nucleotides long. It is a transcript of the gene Nkx2-5, whose product is annotated as NK2 homeobox 5. Gene Ontology annotation, biological process: cell differentiation; regulation of transcription by RNA polymerase II. Lineage: Eukaryota; Metazoa; Chordata; Mammalia; Rodentia; Muridae. Gene Ontology annotation, molecular function: RNA polymerase II cis-regulatory region sequence-specific DNA binding; DNA-binding transcription factor activity, RNA polymerase II-specific. Gene Ontology annotation, cellular component: nucleus. The record is from RefSeq and is a predicted model, not a curated record.